Molecule: messenger RNA, 1691 nt
Organism: Monopterus albus (swamp eel)
Lineage: Eukaryota; Metazoa; Chordata; Actinopteri; Synbranchiformes; Synbranchidae
Gene: ctdspl3
Product: CTD (carboxy-terminal domain, RNA polymerase II, polypeptide A) small phosphatase like 3
Exons: 11
Coding region: 114-1256 (380 amino acids)
Molecular function (GO): phosphatase activity
Source: RefSeq, a predicted model, not a curated record
UUGGUCGGGGGGUGGACAGAAACAAAAAUAAAGUGUCGCUCCCGAAGUUAUUACUUUCUUCCAGCAAUGUAGUUUGUGUUUAGAUGUGUAUAGGUCCUAUAUGAGAAAGAAAAAUGAGACUCAGGUCUCAGAAAACUGUUACAGUCUGUUCUGAAACGCCGAAGAGCAGCCGCCGACCGAGCAACAAAGCGAUGUCGAAACGAACGCGACUGUCGAUGACUGAGAGCCCGCUUCAAACUAAGGCUGAAGAAACUUUGGAUGAUGACUCCCACCACUCAGAUGAUGAAGUUCCCAUUAAGACGAGGCGAUUCCUGCCUCGCAGGCGGGCAAGGAGGCGAGCCAUUGCUGUGGAUGACAGAGAAACUGAUCUGGCCUUCAAAACUCCAGUCAGGUCCAUCAUGCACAGUGAGCGCAUACUGUCAGAAAUCGACUCGCUGUCUCCUCCUAACUCUGCAUCCAGAAAUACCUACUCACCCAUUGUCCGUUUCCUCACACCCAGCAAAGAGAAUAUGAAGUGUGCAGCUACUGGAAACAGUGUGUUGAUGAGCCCAGAACAAGGUAUAUUUGGUUAUGACUCCAUUGACCUUUUGGCUGGAAACGAGGAUGACGACGACGUGUUCAAUCCAAUUGUUUUCAUCAAGAACAUACCACUGCAGUCACAGCAUUCCCGGUUGCGACUCAGAGAUAUUCCUCCUAAGACCAGGAGCACUCCCGAGGCCACACUAGUGAUCGACCUGGAGGAGACCCUGAUGUUCAGCUCCCUGAAUGUGAUUGAGGAUGCAGACUACACCUUUCGUGCAGCUUUCCAGGACCAUCACUACAAGGUGUACAUGAUCCUACGACCACAUGUGAAGGAGUUUCUGCAGGCCGUGGCAAAAAUCUAUGAGCUGUUUGUUUACACAUGUGCAAAGAAGGAAUACGCUGAGAAGAUCCUGGACUUCUUGGACCCACAGAGGAAACUGUUUCGGCAUCGUCUGUAUCAGGACAACUGUGUCUGUGUCCUCGGACACUACAUCAAGGAUCUCAGCAUUCUGGAGAGGGAUCUUGCCAAGACGGUGGUUCUGGACAACGCGCCGCACACAUACCCGUACCAUCUGAUGAACACGAUUCCAAUCAAGAGCUGGUCCGGAGAGUCCACAGACCGAGAGCUCCAGAAACUCAUUCCUUACAUGGAGAAACUAUCUGCAGUGGAGGAUUUUCGGGAGGUGCUGAAGAAGAGGAAGGACCACUUCCACCGGCUGUUGUCAGAGGACUGAUGGGGACCCCCCCAACUACACUGUGUGACUUUCACAGCUCACGUUUGUUCACGUUUAGCAAGCCCACAGCUUGCUUUGCUUUAGCUAAAAAGCAGACUCCAGCUGGAACUAGCCAACCAGAAGCCUGUUGUGCUGCGGUGGACCUGCUCUCCCUUCUCUGUCCCCACUGGUGACUUUAAAGGACCUGGUCUGGUAUUUCAAACAUGCUGCUGGUUGUUUGUCACAUAAACCCCCUUUUCUCCUACACUCAUUCCACAGGGUGAUAAACUGUGAACCAGUGUUUGUGUAUAUUUACGAGACAAAAAUUGAAAUACGUUGUUUAUAGUCAUCAUUUUUAAUUUAUUGAUUUAUGUUGCUAGUAAAUGAAUGUUAUCUCUGUAUAUUUUGAAUAUGCUUUUUAAUGAAAUAAAAUUAGCCUAUUAGCAAAUGGUAAAA